AUGGCAGCCAAUGCGGAAAACGUUCCGGUGGAUACAUCCUUGAAUACGUUUAUCCGAAACUAUGCUCAUCUUUCGGGAACUAAGUUCAUGUGUCUGGAAGGUGGUUGCGGUUGUUGUGUGGUUAACGUGUCCGGGCUCCAUCCUGUUACGAAGGAAACUAAAUCAUGGUCCGUUAAUUCGUGUCUUUUCCCCGUGUUUGCUUGCCAUGGAUUGGACAUCAAAACCGUUGAGGCUCUCGGUAAUCGAAAGGACGGAUACCAUCCGAUACAGGAACGAUUAGCUCACAUGAACGGUAGCCAGUGUGGCUACUGUUCACCCGGCAUGGUUAUGACCAUGUACAGCUUGAUGGAAUCAAAGCAGGGAAGUGUCUCGAUGGAAGAGGUUGAGAACCAGCUCGGUGGCAAUAUUUGCCGUUGUACCGGUUAUCGACCAAUUCUCGAUGCGUUCAAAUCCCUCACAUUGGACGAUAAGCCAAAGGUACCAGACAUUGAGGAGAUACAAAUUUGUCCAAGAACAAAUGCCGUCUGCUCAGCUCAGUGUCCCGUUGUUGCAUGCGUUGUUGAUAAAGCUCGUCCUGUGCGUAUAGUUUUCGAGAGUACUAAAGAAUGGCAUAAAGUGUUUUCAGUUGGUGAUAUCUUUGCUACACUCAACACUAUCGGAUCGAAACCGUACAUGUUUCUUGGCGGUAACACUGCUCAUGGCGUUUAUCGUCGAAAUGAGUCCAUUCAAAUCUUCAUUGAUAUUAAUUCUGUUGAGGAACUGCGCGAUCAUUAUCAAACGUCCGAUCAUUUGAUAAUUGGUGGAAAUGUUACGUUAGCCGAGUUAAUAGAAAUACUUCGUAAAAUUGCGAAAAAGCUAUCUGGCUUCAGCUACUGUGCUGAAAUGGGGAAACAUUUACAGCUUGCUGCUAAUCCUGCAGUUCGUAACGUUGGCACGAUUGCGGGAAAUCUUAGCAUAAAAAAUCAUCAUCCAGAAUUUCCAUCCGAUCUCUAUAUUCUGCUCGAAGCAGUUGGUGCAAAAUUAACUGUAGCUGAAUCUCUAACCACACAAUCCGAAGUAUCACCACUACAAUUCAUACAGUUGUAUAUGACGAAAAAACUUCUUAAAAGCGUAUCACUCCCAGCCAUUGUAAGCCAAACAUAUGUGUUCCGAUCGUAUAGAGUGGCCCAACGAGCUCAAAAUGCUCACGCUUACGUUAAUGCCGCCUUUCUGUUGCAAUUUGCCAACGACAAAGAAACUGUUCAGUCAGCUAUGUUGUGUUUUGGCGGCAUUAAUCCCAAGUUUACACACGCCUCCCGCACGGAAAAGCUUCUCGUUGGGAAGAGGCUGUUCGAUAACACCACCAUUCAACAAGCGAUCAACAGUCUUGCGUCGGAAAUUCAACCCGACUGGAUCCUGCCGGACGCCUCCGCCGAGUAUCGUAGAAACCUUGCCGUUUCUCUCUUCUAUAAAUUCCUCCUUGCUGUUGCAAGCGACAACAAUGUUCCGCUUGAUCCUCGCUUCAAAUCCGGAUCUACCAUGCUCGAGCGACCACUCUCAUCCGGACAACAGCAGUACGAUACCAUCAAGAAAAACUGGCCCGUAACGAAAUACGUGCCAAAGCUAGAAGGCUUAGUACAGGCAUCUGGUGAGGCAAAGUAUACAAACGAUUGUCCACCAUUUCCCAGAGAGCUACAAGCGGCGUUUGUCAUUGCCACUCAGCCAAAUACAACGAUCGGAAAGAUUGAUCCUGCGGAUGCAUUGCGUCUUCCAGGUGUAGUUGGCUUUUUUUCUGCUAGUGACAUUCCCGGUACAAACAGUUUUGUCGCCAAUGGUAUGCUUACACCCUUCCCGGAUGUGGAGGAGAUUUUUUGCAGUGGACGUGUACUAUUCCAUGGGCAAGCGGUUGGUGUAAUUGUGGCAGAGCGUUUUGAUCAAGCAGUACGAGCUGCCAAACAAGUCAAGAUAAUCUACGAACGAGUAACGGAUGAGCCUGUUUGUCCAACAGUCAAACCCAUUCUAAUGCACAACACAAAGAAAGAUGUUGAGGAUCAUCUAAGUCACAAUAACUUCCUACCCACAGUUGAAGAACAGUCAGUACAACAGAUUCAAGGGGCGAUUGAAAUGUACGGACAGUAUCAUUAUCCGUUAGAAACUCAAACAUGUCUAUGCGUUCCCACUGAAGAUGGGAUGGAUGUCUACGCGGCUACACAAUGGAUAGAUCUGUGCCAAGUAGCGAUUGCUGCCGCGCUGAAGGUUCCACAAAAUAGUCUUAACUUUACUGUUCGGCGUUUAGGUGGAAGUUAUGGAGGUAAGCUUACGCGUGCUUGCCACAUUGCUUGUGCCUGCGCUUUAGCAGCUCAUCUAACCAAACGGCCAGUACGAUUCGUCUUGACGAUUGAGUCAAAUAUGGAAACAAUCGGCAAGCGAUGCGGUUGCUUCAGCAGUUAUCAAGUGAAAGUGAACGAUGAGGGCUACAUUAAACAGCUCUCCAACAACUUCCUAUAAGACUACGGUUCAAGCCUGAACGAUGAUGUGUUAAUGUUCACGAACGAAGCUUUCAAGCUGUCCUAUGAUUCGAGCAAAUGGACAUUUACGGGCAAACCCGUACUUACGGACGCUCCCUCAAAUACCUGGACACGCGGCCCUGGUAUGACGGAAGGCAUUGCCAUGGUUGAAACAAUCAUGGAACACAUUGCCUGGGUUACAGGUGUCGAUCCGAUGCUGGUGCGACUAAGAAAUAUGCACAGCGGAAGCAAAUUUCAAGUUCUUAUGCCACAGUUCCGCCAAGAGGUGCAGUACGACAAGAGAAAACAACUCAUCGAUGAAUUUAAUGCCACCAACCGAUGGCGUAAACGAGGUAUCGCUAUUGUCCCGAUGCAGUAUCCUUUGGUGCAUUUUGGUGCUAUACAUGCACAGGUGUCUGUCUACGCAAAGGACGGUACGGUUUCGAUCAGUCACGGAGGAAUUGAAGUUGGACAAGGUAUUAACACCAAGGUGGCUCAAGUUGCUGCUUUUACGUUGGGUAUACCACUGGAGAAAAUUUCUAUCAAACCCACGACCAGCAUGACAUCUCCUAAUGCCGCCAUGACUGCAGCAAGUAUGACUAGUGAUGCUGUGUGCUAUGCUGUAAUAAAGGCGUGCGAAAUUCUCAACACUCGUCUACAACCCAUCAAGAACGAGCUUAAAAACGCCCCUUGGGAAAAGGUUACCCAAACAUGCUACACCCGAGACAUUGAUCUGAGCGUUCUUUAUCAAUAUAAGAAGGCUGAUCUGAAGCCUUACAGCAUUUGGGGUUUGAGUUGUGCGGAGAUCGAGAUCGAUGUUCUUACUGGUAACAUACAACUUACCCGUGUCGAUAUUCUCGAGGAUACUGGAGAGAGUUUAAGCCCAGGAAUCGAUGUUGGUCAAAUCGAGGGAGCGUAUGUAAUGGGAAUCGGAUACUGGUUAACAGAGUCACUCAUCUACGAUAUGACCAACGGUGCAUUGCUGACGAACCGUUCCUGGAACUAUAAGCCUCCAGGAGCGAAAGACAUCCCAGUGGACUUCCGCAUUCGGCUCAUACAAACCGGUGAUAAUCCCUCUGGAGUGUUACGAUCGAAGGCAACUGGAGAACCUGCCAUAUGUAUGGCUGUGGUUGUUGUACUUGCACUAAGAUAUGCCUUACGAUCGGCACAAAAAGAUGCCGGGUGUCCGGAUGAUUGGAUUCCAUUAGGAUCAGCUACAACUCCAGAGCAAAUAUUUCUCAAGUCAUCCAACACGUUUGAACAGUACAAGCUACAAUAAAAAUUGAAUAAAUAAGAAAAACAACACAUUAAUGGUUCAUACGCAUUAAACGAUAAGUGACAAAAUACAAUAAAAAAUUAAGUUUACAUUAGGAAGUUGAGUGGCAUAUUUAGACUGCUGUAUCAUUUAGUAACAACCUAAAUGCGUAAGAGAGAACACUUUACCACCACCGUCGAUAAUGAUUAUUUCUGACAGAACAAUACACUAUCUGAAUAGUGAUCAGCGAUGGGUGCACCCCACCCGAUCGAUAUGAAAUCCGGUCAUUCGUUCUAAAAAAUCUAACCAUGAGCAUCCUGCCCUGUCAGCCGUUACAAACCGAUACAAAAUGUGUCCAUGGAUUGCGCCUACGC
This is a messenger RNA of Anopheles funestus (African malaria mosquito), 4115 nucleotides long. Its product is annotated as xanthine dehydrogenase/oxidase-like. Gene Ontology annotation, molecular function: oxidoreductase activity; iron-sulfur cluster binding; FAD binding. NCBI's taxonomy places the organism in Eukaryota, Metazoa, Arthropoda, Insecta, Diptera, Culicidae. The record is from RefSeq and is a predicted model, not a curated record. The transcript has 7 exons.